Molecule: messenger RNA, 2376 nt
Organism: Amborella trichopoda
Lineage: Eukaryota; Viridiplantae; Streptophyta; Magnoliopsida; Amborellales; Amborellaceae
Source: RefSeq, a predicted model, not a curated record
UUUGUUAAUAUAAUUCAAGUUAGAUCAAUUUGGUUUUGAUUCUUGGUUUAUUCUGAUUUUGUUGCAUCCAUGACCGCUGUUUUUUUUGUAAGUUUUACCUUCAGGUUUGAGUUUUAGGCUUUUGUGAUAUUCGGAUUGGAUUAGUCAUGGGCCAAGAGGUUGAGGCUUAGAAACUUAGUUGUUCUUCAAACUCUUUUUCCCAGAAUAUUGAUUUUUUAUUUUUUAGUUGGCAUUGCUCGUACUAUUACUAUGGUUGUUCUUCUGUUUUUUUAUAUAUGGCUCUUGAAGUUGCCUGGUUCUAAUUGGUAAGGAAAAUCCUAGACAUUAGAGUAGACGUUUAGGGCAUAGAAUGAGCCUAUUUGUUUUCUGAAACUCAGUCGAAAUCUUAGUGGUAUUUUUUUUCCUUCUAAACUAAUGUAGCUGGAAUUUGGUCUGGAUAAAGAGUUUCUUUCUCAAGGAUUAAAUUGAAAUACGACAUUUUUUGAGUUUUUUUAUCAUUUCAGUUAAUUAAAAUUCAUUUCACUUUCAAAAAAAUUUAUUUAAUCUCUCUCUCUAAAACUUUUUGUGAAUUGUUCUUUAUAGUUUUAGUUAGAAUUGCUUAUAAGACGAUUUAUGAUGGCCUUGAUGAAACAACACAUAAGAUUCUGUAAAUUUUUGAAGGCUUGGGCCAAAUAGAAUAUGGCAUUAAGCUUAUUUUGUAUCCAAGCAGGCCCCUGUAACGUGAAUGAAAAGGCCUUAUAAGAUACAGUAGGAGAAGAGACUCAGAUAAGAGAUAUGCAGAACGCAGUUGUGUUGCCCUCACCUGCGAGGCUUGGCCUCUCAACAUCAACUCCUCUCCCUCUAAACCCAAACCAGAACCCAAGCCCAAGCCCCCAAAUCUCAAUCCCAGUACCCAACCAACCUUCAACUUCAACUUCCUCAUCAAUUCCGGCUCCUCCUCUUCUUCAUCAUCAGACCCCUUCCACUCUCCUCUCUCUCUUACCUCCUCAUCCCCGUGCCCAAUUUCUCCUCCUCCAUCUCUCUGCCCUUACAACUAAGCUCUUUGACGUCUCAGGCAACAGAUCGUCAUGGCUGGCAUCUUACAGAGGAACUCUUCCCACCUUCCUCCCUGCCUCAACCCUCCCUCAAGAAGCAUCCUCUGCUUCAACAACAAAGGAGAUCCUUUCGCUUAUCUCCUCUACCCAAUCACAACUCUCUGAAGCCAUUACAGAAUUACAAGAAGCUCUUGACCUUGAAGAAGCAAAACGCAAGCUAGCAAGAGAAACCCACCUCAAAGAUUCAGCAAUGCUCGCUUUUGCCAAAAAGGUGAAGCAAUCAGAGCAACUUCUCGGACAUUUGGUUGAAGAUUACGAAGAUUACAGGAAACCCAAGAAGCGAUUCAAGCCCAAUUCUCAAGCCGAAGACAGUGGUGAUUCUUAUUUGAAACUCUCUGAGAUUUUAUCUUAUGCUCAUCGAAUUAGUUACUCCACUUUCGCCCCACCUGAAUUUGGUUCAGGACAGGCCCCUCUUAGAGGAGCUCUUCCUCCAGCUCCUCAAGAAGAACAAAUGAGAGCCUCUCAAUUGUAUCAAUUUGCUGAUCUUGAUGUUGGGUUACCGCAAAGGGAAGAAACAAUAAAACCCACCUCUGUAACACCAUCUGGUAUUAAUUUCGUUGAACCAAUGGUUGACGUGAAGGCAAUCCAAGGCUUGAUAGUUCCACCUCCGAUGCCUUCUGGUUGGAAACCUGGUAUGCCUAUUGAGAUUGGUGAUAUACCCAGCGUUCCACCUGGUUGGAAGCCUGGUGACCCUGUUCCUUUGCCCCAUGUUGUGGAGGUACCAGCAGGUUGGAAACCAGGAGAUGCAGUUGUUCUUCCUAAACCCGCUGAAGAAACUGUUCCAAUGGUUCAGAAGCAGAUAGUUAGCAAUGCACCAGAGCCUAUCCAAGUCAAGUUUGUGCAGCUCGAUAUCAAUCCGGAUCAGGAUGAUUAUAGUAGCGAGUAUAGUAGUGAUGUGGGUAGCUCUGAGGAGGAUGAUGAAGAAUGAGAAUUGGGUGUGAUAAUUUCUGUGGGUUGCUCUGAUGUGGUUGUUAGGAAGUGGGAUUGUGAUGGAGAAUUGGGUUUUGGAUUUGGGAUAGGAACCAUAUGUGGGAAUUGGCGCAUAUUUAAGUAGUUGCGUUUGGAUAUAAUUGUGGACUAUACUUUUCUGCAGUGGAGCAGAUUGGAAAAGAUAUGUGCAAGUUAUGAGGUGGGAAAUAUUUUCUUAUUUUGGCGCAGGAAACAAUGUAAGUGAAAUCAACUAAUUUUGUUGAUUACAAGAGUCUUGAUUUCCCAAUUUGACUUUAGUAUGUGACCUUUUAUAUAUAUAUAAAAAAAGAAUUUGCAUGAAGUUUGUAAGAAA